Vidua macroura (Pin-tailed whydah) is the source of this 697-nucleotide messenger RNA. RefSeq names its product prolyl-tRNA synthetase associated domain-containing protein 1-like. The record is from RefSeq and is a predicted model, not a curated record. The transcript is spliced from 2 exons. Lineage: Eukaryota; Metazoa; Chordata; Aves; Passeriformes; Viduidae. Gene Ontology annotation, molecular function: aminoacyl-tRNA deacylase activity. Bases 16 to 687 code for a protein of 223 amino acids.
GGAGGCUCAGGUGGGAUGGAGACAUAUUAUAUCCGCGGUGUGAACCGCAGGGGGCUGUUCCUCAGGAAAAGCGAGUGCAAGUUCAGUGGGUUUGCCCGUUCUUUGCGGGAGGACGCUGCCCGUGGGCGGGUCCGGCGCGGCGGCGGAGGCGGAGUGGGGCGGGACGCGAUGGCUGCCGAGCUGCGUGAGGCGCUGGAGCGGCGGCUGCGGGAGCUGGGCAUCGCCACCGUCACCGCCGAACACCCCCAGGUGUUCACUGUUGAAGAAAUGAUGUCCCACGUCCAACACAUGAAAGGAGGUCACAGUAAAAACCUGUUUCUUAAAGACAAAAAGAAGAAAGGGUUCUGGCUGGUGACCGUCCUGCACAACAGGCAGGUCAAUUUGAAUGAACUUGGUAAAAAACUGGGUGUUGGAAGUGGAAACCUAAGAUUUGCUGACGAAAACGCCAUGCUGGAAAAGCUCAAAGUGGGUCAGGGCUGUGCCAUGCCGCUCGCCCUCUUCUGUGACCAGGGAGAUGUGAGGCUGGUGCUGGACGCUGCCUUGCUUCAAGGGGGCCAUGAAAAGGUGUAUUUUCAUCCAAUGACAAAUUCUGCAACCAUGGACUUAAGCCCCGACGACUUCCUGAAGUUUGUGAGAUCAACAGGCCACAAUCCCAUCAUUGUACACUUCGAUGAAGACAUUAAAUAGAGGAAGUUCA